Molecule: messenger RNA, 1339 nt
Organism: Linum tenue
Lineage: Eukaryota; Viridiplantae; Streptophyta; Magnoliopsida; Malpighiales; Linaceae
Source: the annotation of a GenBank genome assembly
UUUCCCCCCGAUCCCAAACCUCGAAUUUCUAUCCAACCGCUUUCGUCAAAUCCCUUCUCUGAUUCUGCUGCAAUUUCUCUAAGAUCGCUCUGUCAAUUCGUGGCGAAGAAACUUGUUGGAAGUGAAAUCAUGAAGUUCUUAGAGUACACUCCGCUUGAACGGAUAAAUGGUUUUCUGCACCAUUUGAAUCUUGGAGAGUGCACCAUCAAAGGGUCCCUUGAGGCCUACUCUUGCAAGCACGCUGGAUCUGACAAAAAGCUUUCUCUCAGUUUGGAGAAUGAGGUAGUUUGCUCUUUAUUGCGAAUCUUUUUGAAGACAAUACUGGUAGGUGUAGGAAUCAUGAAAAAGAUGCUUGAUUACUAUACAGAUUCGUUUUCGCCUGCUGAAUACCUUUUGAGCAGAUCCAGCCGGAAGACUUUGAUUUACCUUGUUCUGACACUCUCUCGCAUGUAUCCAGACUGUGACUUCAGUGCCAUGAAAGCUCAUCAGUUCUUCACAGAGGAAACUUGGGAGACUUUUAAGCAGAUUUUUGAUAACUACAUGAUUGGAGCAUCAAAGGAAUGGGUGGAGGAAAAUGGGGACACUUCCUUGCUAGAAGCAUUAUACAGAGCUCUAGACGAGGUUGUAAAUCUACCUGAGUGUGAAAUCUACAGUUAUGACCCAGACUCUGAUGCAGACCCGUUUCUAGAGAAGGGUGCAAUCUGGUCUUUCAGCUUCUUCUUCUACAAUAGAAAGCUAAAGCGGGUUGUGACCUUCUGUUUCUGCUGUGUAAGUAACUUGAUGGGCAUAGAUAACUUAAGUAACGAGGAAGAUGGAGAAAUAUUUGAUGACAUGGAUAUGUGAAGUUCCAGUUAGCUGUGGAUAAGGCUGUGGUUAUGCUGCAAAUACCCUUCUGACAUCCUGUUUCAUCUGUAGUUCACCCGUUCGGUAGUUCCAUGCUCAUGGCACCACCGUGAUAGGAUAUCACUCAACUCGUUUUUUUUUUCUUUCACAGUCCGCUUGAUGGCUGUUGUGCUGUACUGAAGAAAGGAGGAUGAUGUCAUGUCUAUACAAUUGUGUGUCAGCAUGUCAUCCUAGCUUAUUGUUCGGUAAAUAAGUGAGUGUUAGCUUUAGCCUUAAGUCUUCUAUUUGUCUUUGCAAGAAAAGGUAAUUAGCUGUUUGUAAUGUGUGUAUUAUAAUUAUGGAUGGAAUGCAAGUGUUGGGAUAUGCAUGUCCUAGUGGAGUUGUAGUUUUGCUGACAAAGGAGAAAGAUUAACUAUCAAUAUUCUUGGGGGCCUGUCAGUGCUAAUCGCUGAUAGAACCCAACCUUCACUAGCUGAGUUCUACCUAAUGAGUUUAC